CGUUGCAACGGCAGCCGAGGAGGAGCCUGAGCCACAGGCUGCGGCUGACGACGAGACCGGGCCAGCGGCUGCUGCCUACGGGUUGAAAAAGCGGAGGGCCGAGAGGCAAGGGCACGGGCUGGAGUUGAAGAGCGGGUCUGGAGCAGGGACUUGCGACAGGUGGUAGGGGGCAAGCAAACCGCUCCCAAACGGAUACCUGCUAGGCGGGUGCUCUUAGCUCUCUUCUGGCAAGAGGCCACCCAGUGGCCCUCACCCCCGCAGUACAGGCAAAGCCUAUCUCUGAGGCGUCUACUACACUCCUUUGCCGAGAGAGAGGUGUGUCCUGUCUCCAUCGGUUCCGGCCAGCCGGGCUGGGUGGGAGGAGUAGUAAAGGUGCGCUGGCUUACGUGGACAGGGUCCCUGGCGGACGACAGGUCAGGUGGGAAAACAGGUGCUCUCCCUGACAUCCAAGGUGUCGGGCUGGUGUCACGACGACGGGGGGGCGGAGUCACCUUCCUCUUCUCGCGUCGCCUUGACUGGAUCCGCCGAUCCACACGUGCAGCCAGGUCCAUGGCCCCUUCAAGGGUCUGAGGGCGCUCGUAGGACACCAUCUCGUCCUUGAUAUACUCCGCGAGUCCAUGGAGGAAGGUGCCGACGAGAGCCGGGGUGUUCCAGUCGCUACGACGCGCCACCGUCUGGAACUGGAUGGCGUACUGGGCGACGGAUCUGCUGCCUUGGUGCAGCGUGAUGAGUUCCUUGGAGGCGUCUUCCGAGGCGGAGCCCAAGUCAAACACGCGCAGGAUCUCAGCUGCGAAGGCGUCGAACGACGAACAGGCGGGUCCCUGCCGCUCCUAUUCUGCCGUUCCCCACAGCCAUGCCUCGCCCGUAAGGUGAGUAAGUACAAAACCCACCUUGGCUGGUUCCGUGGCGAACGUGACGGGCUGGAGGUUAAACAAGACGCGGCAGUUUGUCAAAAAGGCCCGGACGUACUUGGGAUCACCGUCGAACCUCGCGAGGUUGCUGAGUCUGGGCUCCGGGACGUCCACGAGCUGCCUGGGCGCCGGGGCAGGACGGGGCGUGGACACAACGGUGGGCUGAUCGGUGGGGCUGAGUGGAACGGUCGUGGAGAGGGCUCGUGCAGAUUGGGUCGCAGCAGCCAGAGGAGCCAAGUCUUUAAGGGCCUUGAGAGCUUCUACCAGUUCUUGGUGGAGCUGAUGGUGCUGCAGGAGCUGCUGUUGCUGCUGCUGGACGAUCCUCGUCAAUGUCGCCAUCUCUUCUGUGAUCUUGCUAAGGUCCCACUCCGUGUGGGUCAGGCGGUCCAGGGCUGAGGGACCGUGCGCUGGUUGCAUAUUUGGUCAGUUCGUUCUGUCACGGAACAGAGACAGGGCGACCAAGUGCAACACGAUCCUUUAUUGAAAAAGGGGGAAAGGGGAAGUGGAACGCUGGGCUUGCGGUCUGGCGUGGCUGAGCAGCAGAGCACAGCGCGGAGUCGUAGUCGGAGGCAGGCAGGUUGUCUAGACAGGCGGCGAUCAGAAGCAUGGUCAAAGGACGAGCAAGUAGUCGGGGCAGGCGGCGAUCAAGGCGUGGUCGGUCAGU
This is a messenger RNA of Syngnathus acus (greater pipefish), 1575 nucleotides long. RefSeq lists its product as uncharacterized. Bases 618 to 1307 code for a protein of 229 amino acids. Lineage: Eukaryota; Metazoa; Chordata; Actinopteri; Syngnathiformes; Syngnathidae. The record is from RefSeq and is a predicted model, not a curated record. The transcript has 2 exons.